Talpa occidentalis (Iberian mole) is the source of this 330-nucleotide messenger RNA. Its product is annotated as keratin-associated protein 12-1-like. The transcript has a single exon. Lineage: Eukaryota; Metazoa; Chordata; Mammalia; Eulipotyphla; Talpidae. The record is from RefSeq and is a predicted model, not a curated record. The coding region runs from base 1 to 330 and encodes 109 amino acids.
AUGAGCUGCUCCUCCAGCUGCCAGCCCUCCAUCUGCGUGCCCGUCAGCUGCAAGCCGGUCACCUGCAAGCCCGUCGUGUGCCUGGUGCCCUCUCAGUCCUCCGGGGGCUGCCAGCCUCCCUGCCAGUCCUCUGGCGGCUGCCAGCCCAUGAUGGUGUGCAAACCCAUCUCCUGCGGGCCCCCUGCCUGCUGCGUGCCGGUCAGCUGCAAGCCCGUCGUGUGCCUGGUGCCCUCUCAGUCCUCCGGGGGCUGCCAGCCCAUGAUGGUCUGCCAGCCCUCCCAGCCCUCCUGCCAGCCCUCCUGCCAGCCCUCCUGCCAGCCCUCCUGCUAG